GUGUCAGUGUAAGAACCAGUGAACAACAAGCUGUGAACUGUGGGAGAUGAGUCACUGCAGGGAGUGAACGAGAGAGGGAGGAGCAGAGAUCUGUUUCGGUUCAGAGGAAGUGAAUCUGUUCCUCAGUCUCUGGCAGCAGCUGAAAUGGCGCAGCAAGAAGUUCAACUAGACAGAGAAAGAUUCUGUCUGGAUCUACUGAAGGAUCCGGUGGCUACUGUCUGUGGACACAGCUACUGUAAGAGCUGUAUUAACUCCCACUGGGACAAUGGGGAGGAGAGAGGACGCUACAGCUGCCCUCAGUGUAGACAGACCUUCACACCGAGGCCUGUCCUGGAGAAAAACACCAUGUUAGCUGAUUUAGUGGAGGAGCUGAAGAAGACUGGACUCCAAGCUGCUCCUGCUGAUCACUGCUAUGCUGGACCUGAAGAUGUGGCCUGUGAUGUCUGCACUGGGAGAAAACUGAAAGCUAUCAAGUCCUGUUUGAAUUGUAUGGCCUCUUAUUGUGAAAAACACCUCCAGCCUCAUCUUCAGUCAGCUGCAUUGAAGAAGCACAAGCUGGUGGAGCCCUCGGAGAAGCUCCAGGAGAACAUCUGCUCUCGUCACGACGAGGUGAUGAAGAUGUUCUGCCGCACUGAUCAGCAGUGUAUCUGUUAUCUCUGCUCUGUGGAGGAACAUAAAGACCACGACACAGUGUCAGCUGCAGCAGAAAGGACUGAGAGGCAGAGAGAGCUCGGGCUGAGGAGACAAACAAUCCAGCAGAGAGUCCAGGACACAGAGAAAGACAUGAAGCUGCUUCAACAGGAGGAGGAGGCCAUCAACGGCUCUGCUGAUAAAGCAGUGGAGGACAGUGAGAGGAUCAUCAUUGCGCUGAUCCGUCUGCUGGAGAAAAGAAGCUCUGAUGUGAAGCAGCAGAUCAGAUCCCAGCAGGAAACUGAAGUGAGUCGUGUCAGAGAGCUUCAGGAGAGACUGGAGCAGGAGAUCACUGAGCUGAAGAUGAGAGACCAUGAACUGAAGCAGCUCUCAGACACAGAGGAUCACAACCAGUUUCUACACAACUACCCCUCACUAUCAAAACUCAGGAUCUGUCAUCUGAGGAACUUUGAGGACGUGACAGCAGCUGUGUCCCGGGUCAGAGGUCGACUACAGGACAUUCUGAGUGAGACAGAGACAGAGAUUUGACAUAUUAUGUCUCAAGUGGAUGUUUUACUGCCACAACCAGAGCCAGAGACCAGAGCUGACUUCUUAAGAUAUUCACAGGAAAUCACAGUGGAUCCAAACACAUCAUACAGACAUCUGUUAUUAACUGAGGGAAACAGAAAAGUAACACGUAAGUUAGCCUAUAACAGGGAACUUAAAGGAAGUUGAAAACAAGAGGAGGUGAGCCGAGCUCUGCUGGAGCCUGGAUGCAGCUGGUUGGGAACAUAGUCUGCAAGAAAGUAAACCUAUGACUUUGUGUUGUUGUUGAACGUCUAUGUGAUUACCUAGCAGGUUGAUUACUUGUUACAUUGAAGCCAUGUUCAUGCAAUACAAAGUUCAUUUGUAUACAGUAGGCUAACUUUUUACAGCCGUGAGAGUACGAUGUAUGUACAGCUGCAAUCAGAAAUAUACAACCCCCCCAAAGAUUUUAAGGAUUUUUCAAUAAAAGUUUUUUCAAAGAUCAA
Messenger RNA from Pleuronectes platessa (European plaice), 1661 nucleotides. Its product is annotated as tripartite motif-containing protein 29. The record is from RefSeq and is a predicted model, not a curated record. The transcript is spliced from 2 exons. Gene Ontology annotation, molecular function: zinc ion binding. The coding region runs from base 145 to 1179 and encodes 344 amino acids. NCBI's taxonomy places the organism in Eukaryota, Metazoa, Chordata, Actinopteri, Pleuronectiformes, Pleuronectidae.